Aegilops tauschii subsp. strangulata is the source of this 1399-nucleotide messenger RNA. NCBI's taxonomy places the organism in Eukaryota, Viridiplantae, Streptophyta, Magnoliopsida, Poales, Poaceae. The record is from RefSeq and is a predicted model, not a curated record.
CUUUCUUCUUCUCGAUUCAAAACUCCAAGCCCCUUCUCCCCUCCCCUCCUCUCACCACCCCCCAAAACCCUACCACAUCCUCCUCCACCGACGCCAGCCAUGGCGUCGCGUCGCCCCCGUGACGGUAAGCGCCUCUCCCCACAGCCCAUCCGUAACCCUAGCCCCAACCCCAGCCCGAACCCUAACCCCGCCCCCUCCCGCCCCAGUCCGCGACCCGGUGCUGGACAUGGGGUUUUCCAGGCGGCCUCCGACGACAACCUCCCCCUCUUCAAGGCGCUGGUCAUGGUGCUGGACAUGGGCAGGGGCUGCCCCAAGGAGGCGAUUGAGGGGUUGAGGGUGGAGGAGGCUGGGAAGCUCCAAGGUUUCAGCGCGCUGCACAUCGCCGCCACUAGAGGGAGCCUGCGGGUGUGCAGGUACCUCGUCGAGGAGCUGCUGAUAGAUGUGGAUCUGGUCGACAAGGAAGGUAGAACACCUCUGUUGUUUGCAACAUACCACAAUGGGGGUACUGCCGAGUAUCUUCUCGAUCAUGGUGCUGAUCAAGACAAAGCCAAUAAUGAUGGGAUUUCCCUGUUACAUUAUGCCGCUGAAUCAGGCAAUUGUGAAAUGCUAGAGCUUUUCCUUGCAAAAGGAGCUUAUGUUGACCCGGUAGCUGCUCAUGGAACACCACUUCAUGGUGCUGCUGGUGAAGGGCAAUAUGGUGCUGUGAAGAUUUUAUUGGACCACAAUGCAGAUUACAACAAGAUGGUAAAUGGUGUGACACCUCUUAUGGCUGCUAGAGAUGCCAACUCAACGGAAUGUAUCAAGCUCCUAGUUAAGGUUCAGGAGGAGCCCAUGCUUAAACGGGAAAUCGUGGCAUCAGAGCUUAUAUCACUAGGGAGUAUCUCUUUAAAGAAAAAAGAUUAUGCUGUCGCAGCAAAAUUGUACAGUCGGGCAAUGCAGCUUGAUCCUGAUGAUGCAGUCUUGUUCUCAGACAGGAGCCUUUGUUGGCUUCACAUGGGCGAUGGAAGAAAGGCUUUGCUAGAUGCUAAUAAAUGCAGAAAAAUGCGGCCUCACUGGCCAAAAGCUUGUCGCCGGCAGGGUGAAGCUCUGAUGCUACUGAAGGACUAUGAGGGCGCAAGUGAACGGUUCUUGGAUGGUCUCAAAUUGGACCCAGUGGACACUGACAUCGAGGAUGCAUUACGGGAAGCUAUGAAGUCCUUGAAGACGUCUAGGAGCACGAAAGCCAGGUGACUAUUUGGGUGUUGCAGGGGAAUCAGUUGAAGACUUGAAACGGCUCAGGAGUUUCUUCAUUUGUGCAAAAACUGGUUAUUAGAAAGUAAAGCGAAGUGUCUGAUGGGAGUAUUACCGUUGCAAGUUUGUAUGAGCAUGGCUGUUGAUCAAUGCAGUAAUGUUGGUGGAA